GCCAGGCCAGGGCGGCGGAAGUCGUAGGAUUUUCUACUGCUCUCUCUCUCUCUCUCUCUCCCCCUCUCUCCCCUCGUCGCUUCCACUUCCUCCUCUCGUUCUCCUCGCUUCGUCCGCUCGACCGGUGCGGAGGGCUCUCGCUCGUCACGGCGGAACCCUAGUUCGUCUUGGCGCCACCUCGGCGCCGGAGGCGGAGGUUGGAUUGUGCGGCGCUGCAGUUUGAGCCCCGGAUCGGCGGGUUCGGCCGCGGGUUCGCUCGGAUCGAGGAGGCUCCGAUGCGGGGAGGCUGCGGGGUCGCGGUCCUGGCCGGAACGAGCGUGCGGUGGUGAAUUCCGGUGGUUGUCUCGUUCGGAGAGGCGGUGGUGGGAGCUCGGGGCCGCUGCCUAAUCCGCGCCUCAUUCUGCUACUGCCUCCGAGUCUUCGGCCCGUUCGGUGCUCCUCGUCGGUUGGUUCCGGUGGAUUUCCAGACCAAGGGGUGCUACUGCUGCUUUCGCUCGAGUAAUCUCGUUCGGUUUUUGGUGCUGGUGGAGUUGCAAUCUGCGCUAGAUUUGCGCGUUCUGUGAAGAAGUUACGUUGUUUGCCACGACCUGCAGCGGAUGCUUGUUCGUGCUCGAGGCGCGGUGGAUCUCGAGUGGUUCUGCUGUACGGAGUAAAGGUCCGGUUUUGGACUGGAUUCUGGGGGCACCGGUCUCCUGCUAGUAUGAUGCCAUCGGGGCAGCCGAACCCGAUGGGGUCGGGGCAGCAGGUCGGCGCGUCGCUGCUCCGGACGAACUCCAGCCUUCUCAGUGGCGGCCAGCCGGGGAUGGGGAUGGGCGGCGGAGGAAGCGGCGGCGUGCUUCCGUCGCAGUCACCGUUUGGGUCCCUCGUCUCGCCGAGCACGCAGUAUGGCGGUAAUGGCUUGCUGGCGGGUGCCUCCAAUGUCGCGUCCCUGCUGGGCCGGCAGUCUUAUGGGAAUGGGGGGACUGGGGCAAUGCCGGGCGGCGGCCUUCCGAUGAGUACGAUGCAACAGAGAGGGGGGCUUGAUGCUGUUGGUGAUUUGGUUGGUGCCGGAGGGUCAAAUUCCAUGUCUUUCCCUUCCUCCUCCCAGGGCAGUUUGGGCAAUCAGCUUGGUACUGAUAACUUACAGCACCAGCACCAGCAGCAGCAGUUUGAUGCACCACAAGAUUCGCAACAACAACAACAGCAGCAUCAGCACCAGCAGCAGCAACUAUCAAUGCCCUACAAUCAACAGCAUAUGCUGCCACAAACACCGCAGCAGCCCCAGCAGGCGCAGCAUACGGUGAAGUUGGAGAACGGAGGUGUCUUGGGUGGGGUCAAAUUGGAGCAGCAGAUCGGGCAGACUGAUCAGAAUGGUCCUGCGCAGAUGUUGCGCUGUUCUAGUGGUGUGAAGCUUGAACCACAGUUGCAAGCAUUGAGGAGCUUGGGUGCUGUGAAGAUGGAGCACCAAAGCUCAGAUCCAUCGGUGUUCCUGCAGCAACAACAGCAGCAACAUAUGUUGCAGCUGACUAAGCAGAACCCCCAGGUUGCAGCUGCCCACUUGAGCCUCUUACAGCAGCAGCAGCGUUUCUUGCAUCUGCAGCAGCAGCAGCAGCAGCAGCAGCAGCAGCAGCAACAGCAACAGCAACAACAACAGCACCAACAGAUUAUGAAGAACUUGCCUUUGCAGAGAAACCAAUUGCAGCAGCAGCAACAGCAACAACAGCAACAACAGCAUCAGCAGUUGCUUCGUCAACAAAGUCUAAAUAUGAGAACUUCUGGUAAACCAACUCCUUAUGAACCAGGAACCUGCGCUAAGAGAUUGACCCAUUACAUGUAUCACCAGCAAAACAGGCCACAGGACAAUAACAUUGAGUACUGGAGAAACUUUGUCAAUGAAUACUUUGCCCCAAGCGCCAAUAAGAGGUGGUGCGUUUCUCUCUAUGGAAAUGGUCGUCAAACUACUGGAGUUUUCCCUCAGGAUGUUUGGCAUUGUGAGAUAUGCAAUAGAAAGCCAGGACGAGGCUUUGAAACUACGGUUGAGGUCUUGCCACGGUUGUGCCAAAUCAAAUAUGCCAGUGGUACACUUGAGGAACUUCUGUAUGUUGACAUGCCGCGGGAGUCCCAGAAUUCAUCUGGGCAGAUUGUUUUGGACUAUACCAAGGCAAUCCAGGAGAGUGUCUUUGAGCAAUUGCGUGUAGUUCGUGAGGGACAUCUAAGGAUUGUUUUCAACCAAGACCUCAAGAUUGCAUCAUGGGAGUUCUGUGCCAGGCGUCACGAGGAACUUAUUCCCCGGAGAUCAAUCGUACCACAGGUCAGUCAACUUGGUGCUGUUGUGCAAAAGUAUCAGUCUUCGGUUCAAAAUUCAGCAGGGUUAUCAAGUCAGGACAUGCAGAACAAUUGUAACUCGUUUGUUGCAUGUGCUCGCCAAUUGGCUAAAGCAUUGGAAGUGCCAUUGGUAAAUGAUUUAGGAUACACAAAAAGAUAUGUCCGCUGCCUCCAGAUUGCAGAGGUGGUCAAUUGUAUGAAAGAUUUGAUCGAUUACAGCAGGCAGAAUAGAUCUGGUCCAAUAGAGAGCUUGCAUAAAUUCCCUAGGAGGGGACCUCCAGGGAUUAGUUCCCCUCAACAACAGCAGCAACCCGAGGAGCAGCAACCUGUUCCACAGAAUUCAAACCAGAGUGGUCAAAACUCCGCCCCUACAACUGGAAUGCAGGUUUCUGCCUCUGGAAAUGGUGAUGCCACAUCAAACAAUUCACUCAAUUGUGCACCAUCUACUUCGGCACCAUCUUCAUCUGUUGUUGGUCUCCUCCAUGGCUCAAUAAAUUGCAGACAAGACCAUCCAACAAGCAGUAGCAAUGGUCUGUAUAACAGUGGAAAUAAUGCUUCAGUUGCUAAGGCCAACUCAACAAACUCCAUGCAGUCAAAUGCUCCAGCAUCUUUUCCUUUGCCAGCUCCCUCAGCAUCAAAUAAUAACAUGAUGCUUGCUCCUCAGCACACAAGCCAGUUGAACUCGCCAACUAUGUCAUCAAACUUAACUCCUAUGCAAACACCUACAGGUCGACCCCAGGAACCUGAACCAAAUGAGUCACAAAGCUCCGUCCAGAGGAUAUUGCAAGAGAUGAUGACAUCGCAUAUGAAUGGUGUUGGACCAGUGGGAAGUGAUAUGAAGAGAACGAACUCCUUAGUUGGUAACCCCAUGACAAAUAACUCCGGAAUUAAUGGAAUGGGGUUUGGGGCAAUGGGUGGCCUUGGUCAAUCAAUGAGAACAGCAAUGGGAAAUAAUGUGAUGGCGAUGAAUGGAAGGACUGGGAUGAACCACAGUGUACAUGACCUAACACAGUUGAGCCACCAGCAGCAACAGCGCGAUAUAGGAAACCAGCUACUUGGGGGCCUUAGAGCUGCAAACAGCUUCAAUAACCUUCAAUAUGACUGGAAGACUUCUCAAUAGAAUGAGCAGGAGUUCAGAGCUCGCAUCUGAUAUGAUACAGUUAUCCUCACUGGGUUCCAUCACUGACAACACAGAAGUUACAUCACCACAACCUGCCCUCCUUGGAAGCGGUGGGCUUUUUACUGAUGGUGCAUGCUACAAGUUAAAGGAAAGGAAACAUUAGCGAUGAUCGGUACAUGUUACAGUAACUGUCUGUAUGGCUGUUCCUUCGUACUUAGGCUGUGGAAUUUGCUGUGUGCUUCCGUGACCGUACCAUAAAAAUGAGAGUCGUGGACUAAUGCCGGCGGCGAGGGUUUGGUGGAUUUCAAACUGGGGGAAGAUCAGAGCAUCCGCUUUCCCCUGUUUUCUCGGGUUGGAUGGCAUGCAUUCCCUCGUCCAGUCUGUAGUGUACCAUGGCUCUUUGUAAGUUGUGAAGCAUGUGUACCGCCUUUCAUAGCCUAGAAUCUCAUCGUAGCCGUACUGUACUCUGUAUAAACUCUCGUUUACUAGUGGAAAGCAUCAGGAAAAUUUUCCGA
Molecule: messenger RNA, 3939 nt
Organism: Phragmites australis (common reed)
Lineage: Eukaryota; Viridiplantae; Streptophyta; Magnoliopsida; Poales; Poaceae
Product: transcriptional corepressor SEUSS-like
Exons: 9
Coding region: 701-3424 (907 amino acids)
Biological process (GO): positive regulation of transcription by RNA polymerase II; negative regulation of transcription by RNA polymerase II
Cellular component (GO): nucleus; transcription regulator complex
Source: RefSeq, a predicted model, not a curated record